CUGUUUCUGAAAUAAUUUCUGUCUGUUUGAUAGAUGCGACGACUUCAGUCGAAAGUUGGUGGAGGUGGAGCAGUGUGGGGAGUGACCCGUAGUACGGGUGGCCGAAGGGCGUGCGCGAGGUGUUCCCUGUAACAAAAUGUGGCACUAGAAACGUUGCAGUGCAGGCUUGAGGCUGCAGAGCGGCGCGAUGGCGGCCGACACAGCAGUGGCGGCUAGCCCCGAGGAGACACUCGAGUCGCUGCUGCGUGAAGCCGAAGCACUAAAGCAGAAAUUAGAAGAGGAGCGUCAAAAGCUCAAUGAUGUAUCUCUGUCAUGUGUAGCGGAACGACUGGAAACCAUUGCUUUUCCCAAUUUAAAACUGCGACGCAUGCUGAAGGGCCACCAGUCCAAGGUGCUCUGCUCCGACUGGUCUCCUGAUAAACGACACAUUGUGUCCUCGUCCCAGGAUGGCAAGGUGAUGGUAUGGGACGCGUUCACGGCCACCAAGGAGCUGACCAUCGCCAUGCCGAGCACGUGGGUCAUGGCGUGCGCCUACGCGCCGUCGGGCAGCCUGGUGGCGGCCGGCGGGCUGGACAACAAGGUGACGGUGUUCCCGCUGGCCGGCGGCGACGACGAGCCGGCCGCGCGCAAGCGCACCGUGGCCACGCACACGUCCUACAUGUCGUGCUGUCUGUUCCCCAACACGGACCGCCAGAUCCUCACGGGCAGCGGCGACGGCACCUGCGCGCUGUGGGACGUCGAGUCGGGCCAACUGCUGCAGAGCUUCCAGGCGCACGCCGCCGACGUCAUGGCGCUGGACCUGGCGCCGUCCGACAUGGGCGACACGUUCGUGUCGGGCGGCUGCGACCGCGCCGUGCUGGUCUGGGACAUGCGCACGGGCCAGGCCGUGCAGGCCUUCGACACGCACGACUCCGACGUCAACAGCGUCAAGUACCAUCCGUCGGGGGACUCGCUCGUCACCGGCUCCGACGACUCCUGCUGCCGCCUGUUCGACCUGCGCGCCGACCGCGAGGUGGCGCGGUACAGCAAGGAGAGCAUCAUCUUCGGCGUGAACUCGGUGGAGUGGUCGGUGAGCGGGCGCCUCGUGUUCGCGGGCUACAGCGACUACACGGCCUGCGCCUGGGACGCCCUGCGCGGCGCGCGCGUCUGCGUCCUCUGCGGCCACGAGCACCGCGUCACGCGCGUCCAGCUGGCGCCCGACGGCACCGCGCUGUCCACCGCCUCCUGGGACGCCACCAUACGCAUCUGGGCGUAGGCGCCGGCACCGCGCCACGCGCGUCCAGCUGGCGCCCGACGGCACCGCGCUGUCCACCGCCUCCUGGGACGCCACCAUACGCAUCUGGGCG
Molecule: messenger RNA, 1346 nt
Organism: Spodoptera litura
Lineage: Eukaryota; Metazoa; Arthropoda; Insecta; Lepidoptera; Noctuidae
Gene: Gbeta5
Product: guanine nucleotide-binding protein subunit beta-5
Biological process (GO): signal transduction
Molecular function (GO): protein binding
Source: RefSeq, a predicted model, not a curated record